This is a messenger RNA of Anolis carolinensis (green anole), 3968 nucleotides long. It is a transcript of the gene usp3, whose product is annotated as ubiquitin specific peptidase 3. NCBI's taxonomy places the organism in Eukaryota, Metazoa, Chordata, Lepidosauria, Squamata, Anolidae. The transcript has 15 exons. Gene Ontology annotation, biological process: protein deubiquitination. The record is from RefSeq and is a predicted model, not a curated record. Gene Ontology annotation, cellular component: cytoplasm; nucleus. Bases 235 to 1836 code for a protein of 533 amino acids. Gene Ontology annotation, molecular function: zinc ion binding; cysteine-type deubiquitinase activity.
GUCUGGCCCCGCCUCUUCCGUGACGUCGCCGGCGGGCGUCCGUUUGGGCCCCAUCCUGCUCGCCGUCCCUCCCUCCCUCCCUCCUGCGCAGUCGCAGUUCGAGAAGAGGCGGCGGGAGCGCGCGCGCGUGCGUGUGCGUGCGCCCAACAAGGAAGGGGCUCUCAGCGCCGUUUCCGCGGGGGCUUUUUGUCCUCCUCCGGCUUGCCGUCGCCUCGCGCCUCCCUCCCUCCCGCCAUGGAGUGCCCGCACUUGGGAGCCAGCGUCUGCGUGGCGCCCGCCGCCGCCGCCUUCCCCCCGGGCUCGCCCUCCGCCUGGUGCUGCAGCGUGUGCCGGUCCAACAAAAGUCCUUGGAUCUGCCUCACUUGCUCGAAUGUCCACUGCGGAAGAUACGUCAAUGGCCACGCAAAGAAACAUUACGAGGAUGCCCAGGUUUCGGUCCCCAAUCACAAGAAGAUGGAAAAGCAGGAGAAAGUCCAACACACGGUGUGCAUGGAUUGCAGUAGUUACAGCACAUACUGUUACCGGUGUGACGACUUUGUGGUCAAUGACACCAAGUUCGGCCUGGUGCAGAAAGUCCGGGAGCUGCUACAAAAUUUGGAAAACUCAGCUUUCACGGCAGACCGGCACAGGAAGAGGAAACUCCUGGAAAACUCUUCUCUCAACAGCAAAUUGUUAAAAAUAAAUGGGAGCACUGCCGCCGCUCUGUGCGCCACCGGCCUCCGGAACCUGGGAAACACCUGCUUCAUGAACGCCAUCCUCCAGUCACUCAGCAACAUCCAGCAGUUUUGCUGCUACUUCAAGGAGCUGCCGGCGGUGGAGCUGCGGAACGGGAAGACGGCCGGGCGGAGGACCUACCACACCCGCAGCCAAGGCGACAACGGCAUCUCCUUGGUGGAAGAGUUCCGGAAGACGCUGUGCGCCCUGUGGCAGGGCAGCCAGGCCGCCUUCAGCCCCGAGUCGCUCUUCUACGUCGUCUGGAAGAUCAUGCCUAACUUCCGGGGCUACCAGCAGCAGGACGCCCACGAGUUCAUGCGCUACCUGCUGGACCACCUGCACCGGGAGCUGCAGGGCGGCUUCAACGGCGUCUCCCGCUCCUCCGUCCUCUUGCAGGAGAACUCGGGACUCUCCGCUGGAGGCCGCUGCUGCAUAAACGGCGCCUCGACGGUCGUGACGGCCAUCUUCGGCGGCAUCCUCCAGAACGAAGUCAACUGCUUGAUAUGCGGGACCGAAUCCAGGAAGUUCGACCCAUUCCUAGACCUUUCGCUAGAUAUUCCAAGCCAAUUUAGAAAUAAACGUAGCAAGAACCAAGAAAAUGGACCAACGUGUACAUUACGAGAUUGCCUCCGCAGCUUCACGGACCUGGAAGAACUUGACGAGACGGAGCUCUACAUGUGCCACAAGUGCAAGAAGAAGCAGAAGUCCACCAAGAAGUUCUGGAUCCAGAAACUCCCGAAGGUGCUGUGCUUGCACCUGAAGCGCUUCCACUGGACCGCCUACCUGAGGAACAAGGUGGACACCUACGUGGAGUUCCCCCUGCGAGGCCUGGACAUGAAGUGCUUCCUGCUGGAGCCCGAAAACAGCCGACCAGAAAACUGCCUCUACGACCUGGCGGCCGUGGUGGUGCAUCACGGUUCGGGGGUGGGCUCCGGCCACUACACGGCGUACGCGGCGCACGAGGGGCGCUGGUUCCACUUCAACGACAGCACGGUGACGCUGACGGACGAGGAGACGGUGCUGCGGGCCAAGGCCUACAUCCUCUUCUACGUGGAGCGCAGGCGGGCACAACAGCAGCAGCAGCAGCAGCAGGCGGCCAGGGCCGGCCCAGAGAAACUUUAACCACAGUAACAAUACCUCCCCCUCCUCCCCCUCCUCCCCCUCCUCCUCCUCCUCUGGACACAAACAUUUCCAGUCGUCCGCAGAUACUUGAUCCGAGACUCUGGUUUCACUCAUUGUGCACUUUUCAGAUUGUGUUUUCUUCCUCCUCCUCCUCUUCCUUUUGGGUAGUUUUCUUUUGCCGGUAGAAGCAUUUGGGUUGGUUAUAUAAAAAAAUGGACACUUGGAGAAAAAGAAAGAAAGAAAGAAAAAGAGCAAGGAAGGGAGGAGGGAAGGAUGGGGACACCUCGGCCGUUGUUGUCAUUGCUGAUUUGCUGCUUCGCCUUGGGUUUUUUAUAGGCCUGUUUCGCUCUUUCCGUGGUUUGACUUUUGUAUUCCGGUGUUGUUCUCGUUUUGGCUUUUUUAAAGGCACAUUUGUAUCAGAGAAACUGGAAUCCUUCUCAUUCCGCAGCGGGGUCUCCAUCCCGCUCCCGCGGCUUUAAUGCCAGCGGUUUGUUGGCUUUGCAUUUGUGGACGAGGCUCCUCCGAGCGGAGGCCGUGGCUGCCUUCAGCAGGAAUGAGCCGUAAGAGAAGGGCCUUGAAACGUCCCGACUGAUGUUCACGUCACGCCCGUCCUUUUCAUUCCAUUCACUUGUUACGACACCAUCGCGUGCCAUUUCAGCCCCACGGCCACCAGCAAAAAUACGAAUGAUAAAUACACACAAAUGUCUAUACUAGACAAUGUCGAAGAGAUAAGCAAACACUAUAAAGGUUCAAAGCAUAAAAAGAGAUGUGUAUAUUAGAGCAUCAUGCAAAGGCCACAGAAAUAGUCAGGCCUCUCUGAGUAUAGAGCUAUCUUCUUUCUAUGUCAAAAAGAUAAGCAAAUGGAAUUAAUUAUAUAUACGUUUUUAAGGUGUUUAUAAUGUGUUUUAACAAUGUUAUUAAUGCAUCUAUAUGUAUUGUUUUGCUUUUAUGAUUGCAGUUUUGGGCAUUAAAUUUUGCCAAUUUUUGUAAGCUGCCCUGAGUCCCCUCGGGUGAGAAGGGCGGGGUAUAAAUGUUGUAAAUAAAUAAAUAAAUACUAUGAAGGUUCAAAACAUAAAAUGCACUAUGUAAUUUAGAGCAUCAUGUACAUACAAUAUUACCUGAGAGUUAACAACAAUAAUGAAAAUAAUAAGUAACUCUCAGGUAAUAUUGUAUGUACAUGAUGCUCUAAAUUACAUAGUGCAACUUAUGUUUUGAACCUUCAUAGUAUUUGCUUAUCUUUUUGACAUAGAAAGAAGAUAGCUCUAUACUCAGAGAGGCCUGACUAUUUCUGUGGCCUUUGCAUGAUGCUCUAAUAUACACAUCUCUUUUUAUGUUUUGAACCUUUAUAGUGUUUGCUUAUCUCUUUGACAUUGACCAGCAAAAAUGUACCUGCUGUUCUAAGAUUUCUCCAUUUCUGGAGCUGUUUCUCUGGGGAAAAGCGCAACUUAGAUCGGAGGAGAUGCGGCCGUGCCCACCCUUCCUUCCCUUCAUCUUUUCUUCAUACGCGCUCUUUUCUCUCCCAAAUCAGCCCCAUAGAAAUCACUGAGGCGGAGGGUUGGGAGGCGAUGUGAAUGUGCCUUUCUUGAGAAGUGGCUGCGAAGGGACUCUGUUCCCACGUCACAGCCGUGGUCCGUGUGUCAAGGCCCCUCCCUCCCUCCUCGCUGCUUCUUUGGGCAGAAGGAGGAGUUCGUUUCUCCUCUUGGUUGGAGGUUGGCUUUUGGGUGGUGUUAUUGUUAUCAUCCACUGGAUUCUGCCCAGUGUGUUGUGUCGAGGCAAAUCAGUGUUGGGCUCCAGGCCCUUGUUUGUGGCGCUGGCGAUGGGAGAAACCUGCCAGGUGUGGGUUAAUGCCUCCAAAUGCGUAGCCCUCUUCCCACGAGUCCCGUCUUCCCGCAGCAACGAGGACCAGACGAAGCCGCAAAGGUAAGACAGGCACCGGUGGAGCCGGCUCCUUCACUCCCUCCUUUCCUUCCUUCCUUCCCUCCUUCCUUCUCUGUCUCACGGUGGCUCCUUCGGCCUCUCCGGUCCUCGGCUGCCAUCACGCUGGGAUUGUCUGUUUACCACUCAAAUCUGGUUGCGAGAGCCUUUGCCGGUUGUGGGGAGAGCCUGCGAUUAAAAUCCUCCCUUUCUCUCUC